UUAGGUCUUAAAUUAUUGUAUGGUAGAAAAAAGAGCUAAAUAAUCAAGAUGGAGUUAUGGGCCUUGGUUGGUCACUUGUCGUUGGCUAUAGUGGUCAUAGUGAUGGUCCAUAUGCCGGAGGUCAAAGUUAAAGCUGACCAGACGCCUUGUGUAGCCAAGCAGUUUGACCAGGACAGUGUCGUGUGUGUUUGCAACUCCACAUAUUGUGACUGGCAGGGUAUAGAGGGGGGUGGUCUCCUUUGGACGUACUACAACACCUUCUUGACAACCCGGGCAGGGCAGAGACUCAAUCGGGACCUUGGGAGUUUUGACGAGUACGUGCCCAAUAAAUAUGUCUUCCAUAUCGGCAAUGAGACUAAACAGACCAUUAUUGGCUUUGGCGGUGCCUUCACUGAUGCUGCAACGAUCACAAUGGAUACUUUGUCAGCUGAUGCAAGAAUGAAUUUGCUAAAAUCGUAUUGGGAUCAGCAAGGUAUUGAAUACACAGUUGGCAGGAUUCCUAUGGCAAGUUGUGAUUUUUCUACAAGGAUUUACUCAUAUGAUGAUAAUGAAGGUGACCUUAGUCUUGAAAAGUUCAGUCUAGCAGAGGAGGACCUUAAUCAUAAAAUUCCUGCAAUUUUGGACGCCCUGAAAGUGACCAAAAGAAACCUGACCUUCUUUGGAAGUCCCUGGAGUACUCCAUACUGGAUGAAAACGAAUGGUAACAUGACAGGAAAGGGAACCAUAAAGGGCUCCCCUGGUGGAGAAUACUUUAAAGCCUGGGCUAACUAUUUUGUGAAGUUCAUACAAGCUUAUAAAGACAAAGGUGUGAAUAUAUGGGGCCUCACUGCACAGAAUCAGCCGUCAGAUGGGAUGAUAGAUAAUUUUGCAUACCAAUGUCUUGGUUGGACCCCAGAACUGCAAAGAGACUUUAUUUCUAAUGAUUUGGGGCCAGCCCUUGAGACGAAUGGUUUGGGUGGCGUGAAACUGAUGAUACUUGAUGAUCAGAGAGUGUUCUUGCCUGACUGGGCUCAAAUUGUCCUCACUGAUCCUUUCGUUAAGAAAUAUGUGUCCGGCAUUGCUGUGCAUUGGUACAAUGACUCAACUGUCUCAACUACUGUCCUAGACAGGACCUAUGAACAAUUUGGAGAUGAUUUUUUCAUACUUAACACUGAGGCCUGCGAACGGGACUUAUUAAAUAAGAAUAAGCCAGUUUUGCUUGGUAACUGGUCUCGAGCGGAGCAGUAUUACACAGACAUUAUACAAGACCUGAAUCAUGGCGUCUCUGGCUGGGUGGACUGGAACAUGGCCUUGGAUAUAAGCGGAGGCCCAAACUGGGCGAACAACAGAGCAGACAGCCCUAUUAUUGUUAACGCAGAGAGCGACGAGUUCUAUAAACAACCCAUGUUCUAUGCUAUGGGCCACUUUAGUAAAUUCAUAAGACCCGGCUCGAAGGUUUUGUCUCAUAGUGAUAACUUGCCUAGUAAUUCUGAUCUUCAGGCCAUCUUCUUUGAAAGAGAGGAUGAUUCAAUUGCUGCCAACUUUAUUAACACCAAUGAGACUGAAGCUUACAAUAUUACUAUUAUGGACUACAUGGUUCCUGGGAUUCUGAAUCAAAACAUUCCCCCAAAGAGUUUCAUUACCUUCAUUUGGUACAGGAGAUAGGAAUUUACGUUUCAUAUUAUUAUUAUAUAUAAGUUUAUAUAUACAUGUAAUAAUAUUAUACCUCACAUAAAUUUGUCCCUUCUUUGUAUAUAUAAACUCUAUCAGUCCGUAUAUCGCUGUACUUUGAUGAAAAUCUAGUUAAAUGACGUCAGCGAAAACUUGUCGCAAGUAAACAUUAUUAGCUCUAGAAGAGGCCAUGUGAAAUACUAGUGACAGUAUUAUUAUGAUAGAUUAUAUACCACUUAAUGUUAACUCUAUUGCAACAAAACCUCACCAUAUUGUUAAUCUUUGUAUCUUGAAAACAAUUCAUGAUAAAUCUUGUUAAGGAUUCUGA
Mya arenaria is the source of this 1978-nucleotide messenger RNA. Its product is annotated as lysosomal acid glucosylceramidase-like. The record is from RefSeq and is a predicted model, not a curated record. Bases 49 to 1644 code for a protein of 531 amino acids. The transcript has 2 exons. Gene Ontology annotation, biological process: glucosylceramide catabolic process. Gene Ontology annotation, molecular function: glucosylceramidase activity. NCBI's taxonomy places the organism in Eukaryota, Metazoa, Mollusca, Bivalvia, Myida, Myidae.